Messenger RNA from Callorhinchus milii (elephant shark), 5062 nucleotides. It is a transcript of the gene robo1, whose product is annotated as roundabout, axon guidance receptor, homolog 1 (Drosophila). The transcript has 29 exons. Gene Ontology annotation, molecular function: protein binding. The record is from RefSeq and is a predicted model, not a curated record. NCBI's taxonomy places the organism in Eukaryota, Metazoa, Chordata, Chondrichthyes, Chimaeriformes, Callorhinchidae. Gene Ontology annotation, biological process: axon guidance; cell-cell adhesion. Bases 170 to 4831 code for a protein of 1553 amino acids. Gene Ontology annotation, cellular component: axon; plasma membrane.
GGAGGACUUUGCCCCACGUAUCGCCGAGCACCCGUCUGACCUGAUAGUGUCUAAGGGGGAGCCGGCCACCCUGAACUGUAAGGCUGAGGGCCGGCCCAGCCCCACGGUGGAGUGGUACAAGGACGGGGAGCGCGUGGAGACGGACAAGGAUGACGCUCGCUCUCACCGAAUGCUGCUGCCCAGCGGCUCCCUCUUCUUCCUGCGCAUCGUCCACGGCCGCCGCAGCAAGCCUGACGAGGGCGUGUACGUGUGUGUGGCUCGUAACUACCUGGGGGAGGCCGUCAGCCACAACGCCUCGCUGGAGGUGGCAAUUCUCAGGGAUGAUUUCCGGCAGAACCCGGCCGACGUGAUGGUGGCAGCGGGGGAGCCAGCAGUGAUGGAGUGCCAGCCUCCCCGCGGGCAUCCAGAGCCUACCAUCUCCUGGCGCAAGGACAGCAGCCCCCUGGGCGACAGAGACGAGAGGAUCACGAUCCGAGGUGGAAAACUGAUGAUCACGAACAGCCGGAAAAGCGACGCUGGAAAGUACGUGUGUGUGGGGACCAACAUGGUGGGGGAGCGAGAGAGCGAUGUGGCAGAGUUGACCGUGCUAGAGAGACCGUCCUUUGUGAAGAGGCCGAGUGGACAGGUGCUGCUGGUGGACGAGAACGUGGAGUUCAAGUGCGAGGCUCGAGGGGACCCGGUGCCCACCGUACGGUGGAGGAAGGAAGACGGGUCACUGCCAAAGAUCAGGUCGGAGAUACAGGAUGACAACACACUCAUCAUCCGUCGGGUGACGGGCGGAGACGUGGGGACCUAUACCUGCCUGGCGGAGAACAUGGUGGGCAAGGCGGAGGCAUCGGCUACACUGACAGUUCACGUUGGUUCUGUGGCUCCUCCCAAGUUUGUGGUGAACCCAAGAGACCAGGUGGUGGCAGUGGGACGGACGGUGACUUUUCAGUGUGAAGCCACCGGCAAUCCACAGCCCGCCAUCUUCUGGCAGAGAGAGGGCAGCCAGAACCUUCUCUUCUCGUCACAGCCGCCGCAGCCCUCCAGCCGGUUCUCGGUGUCACCGACCGGUGACCUGACCAUCGUGAGCGCUCAGCGCUCCGACGUCGGCUACUACAGCUGUCAGGCCCUCAAUGUGGCCGGCAGUGUCAUCACCAAGGCCUUCCUGGAGGUCACUGACGUGAUUUCAGACCGACCACCUCCGGUGAUCCGCCAAGGCCCGGUAAACCAGACGGUCCCUGUGGACGGAACCAUCAUCCUGAGCUGCGUGUCCAGCGGCUCCCCCACCCCCACCAUCCUCUGGCGGAAGGACGGAGGCCUAGUCCCCACCCACGACUCCCGCGUCAAACAGCAGGACUCGGGCAGCCUCCAGAUCCGCUACGCCAAGCUGGGGGACACGGGUGUGUACACAUGCAUCGCGUCCACUGCCAGCGGAGAAGCCACGUGGAGUGCGUACAUCGAAGUUCAAGAGUUUGGAGUAGCGGCUCAGCCCCCCCGCCAGCCUGACCCGAAUCUCAUCCCAAGCGCUCCGUCCAAACCCAAAAUCCCGGAGGUGAGCCGGAACACCGUCACUCUGACCUGGCAACCUAAUCUGAGCGUGGGCGCCACCCCCAUGUCCUACAUCAUCGAAGCUUUCAGUCACUCGUCGGGGAGCAGUUGGCAGACAGUGGCUCAGAACGUGAAGACGGAAGCCUAUUCAGUGAGAGGACUGAGGCCUAACGCUGUCUACCUGUUCCUGGUGCGGGCCGUCAAUGCCUACGGCCUCAGUAACCCCAGCCCCAUCUCCGACCCCGUCAAGACGCAGGACUCGCCGCCCUCCGGCCCGGGUGUGGAUCACCGGCAGCUGCAGAGAGAGCUGGGAGACGUGCUGCUCCACCUUCAUAACCCCAUCAUUCUCUCCUCCUCCUCCAUCCAGCUCCACUGGACGGUUGACCAGCAGUCUCAGUAUAUCCAGGGUUACCGGGUACUGUACCGGCCCUCGUCACUGGACAGACGGGGGGACUCGGAAUGGUCGGUGCUGGAGGUCAGGACCCCCACGGAUCGCAGCGCUGUCCUGACCGCCCUGCGCAAGGGCAUGGGCUACGAGGUCAAGGUUCGCCCCUUCUUCGAUGAGUUCCAGGGCGCUGAUAGUGAGGUGAAGAUCGCGACCACAUUGGAGGAAGCACCGGACUCAGCCCCCGAGAGCGUCACUCUGAACGAAGGCAAUGUGACGGGCGUGGUGGUGGUGACGUGGCUUCCGCCUCCAGACCACUCUCACAACGGGGGGCUCCUGGAGUACAGGAUCUGGUGCCUGGGGAACGAGAGCCGUUAUCACGUGAACAGGACGGUGGACGGGCUGACGCACUCCGUGGUCAUCUCCUCGCUGACCCCCGGCAUCCGCUACAGCGUGGAGGUGGCGGCGAGCAACGGAGCAGGUCCCGGCGUCAGGAGCCAACCACAGUUCAUCCAACUGGAUCCCUUCGGCAGGCUGACCCCCAAGAUGUCCGAGGACCAGGUCAGCCUGUCCCAGCAGAUCUCGGAGGUGGUGAAGCAGCCGGCCUUCAUCGCCGGCAUCGGGGCUGCCUGCUGGAUCAUCCUCAUGGUCUUCAGUAUCUGGCUGUACCGUCACCGCAAGAAACGUGCCGGGCUCAGCGCCAACUACGCCGGCAUGAGGAAAGUCCCCUCUUUCACAUUCACACCAACAGUCACGUACCAGCGAGGCGGGGAGACAGUCAGCAGCGGGGGCAGGCCUGGCUUACUGAACAUUGGAGACUCAAACACACAGCCUUGGCUGGCAGACACCUGGCCCAACACAGGCAACAACCACAACGACUGUAGCAUUAACUGCUGCACCUCAACCGCAGGCAACAGUGACAGCAACCUCACCACUUACAGCAGGCCAGCUGACUGCAUCGCCAACUACAAUAACCAGCUGGAGAACAAGCAGACGAACCUGCUGCUGCCGGAGACUGCAGUGUACGGGGACGUGGGGCUGAGCAACAAAAUCAACGAGAUGAAGACCUUCAACAGCCCCAACCUGAAGGAGGGUCGGGGCCCGGGCUCGGGCGCCCAGCCCACCCCCUACGCCACCACUCAGCUGAUCCAGACCACCCUGGGCAACAACAUCAACAGCAGCGGGGUCGAGCUGAACGAGAAGCACUGGAAGCCCUCCCUGCAGGGGAAGCACGAGGUCUCCUCAGUGCAGUACAACAUCAUGGAGCAGAACAAGCUCAACAAAGACCUGCGGUUGGCUGAGAGCAGCACUAUCCCCACCAUCCCCUACAACCAGGGCAGUGACCACAACACCGCCGGCUCCUAUAACAGCUCCGACAGAGGCAGCAGCACCUCCGGGAGUCAAGGUCACAAGAAGUCAGCCCGAACCCCAAAAAUGCCCAAACAGGGGAGCAUGAACUGGGCUGAUCUCCUGCCACCACCCCCCAUCCACCCUCCGCCUGGGACCACCCACUCCGAGGACUACGGCCUAAUCACUGACUUGAGUUACGAGCGAAUGGAGCUGUGCCCUCUGCCCCCGGCUCGCAUGUACCUGGAGCCGGACGGGCUGGAGGAAGAUGAUGAGGAGGAGGAGGAGGAGGAGGACGAUGAAGAUGAGCGGGGGCCAACGCCACCUAUCCGCGGGGCAGCGUCCUCGCCAGCGGCCGUGUCCUACAGUCACCAGUCCACGGCCACCCUCACCCCCUCCCCACAGGAGGAGCUCAUUCCUAUGUUACUCGACAGUACUGAGGAGCCCCCACCUCACACACAGCCCGCCAGCGAUCGCAGGAGGAACCCAGUCAGCCCCCCGCCUCCCCCGCGACCGAUCUCCCCCCCGCACACGUACGGUUACAUCUCGGGGCCUCUGGUGUCAGACAUGGACACAGACGCUCCCGAGGAGGAGGGUGACGGUGAAGGGGAGGGGGGGGAGGGGGAUCUGGACCUGGAUCUGGAGGUGGCUCGGGUGCAGGCGGGGGUUCGGCUGCGGUUGCCGGGGCUGGAGCGGACCCCGGCCUCCAGCCUGGGAGACCUGGAGAGUUCCCUGACCGGCUCCAUGAUCAAUGGCUGGGGCUCGGCCUCCGAGGACAACCCCUCGUCCAGCGGCCGCUCCAGCGCUGACAGCUCCUCCGACGGCUCCUUCUUCACGGACGCAGACUUCGCCCAGGCCGUGGCAGCCGCCGCUGAGUACGCUGGCCUGAAGGUCACACGGCACCGCGGCCAUGAGGGCCGGCGGCUCCAGGGCUCCUCUCAAGGUCCGCGACCGACCAGCCCCUUCUCCACCGACAGUAACGCCAGCGCCGCCGUCCUGCAGAAAUGCCGACCCGGCAAGAAAUCCAAACACCCCCCGGCUCACCUCCGCAGAGACCUCUUCACUGACGAGCUGCCCCCUCCUCCCAUCCCCCCGCCCGCCAUCAAGUCUCCCACCCAGCAGCAGAUGAGGCCUCAGCUGGAGGGACGGCCAGCGAUGGGGUGCAAGCCCCCCUCGGAGCACAGAGAGAGGAGGGGAGGGGGCUUCCGAGCGCGGGAGGCUCCCGAGACACGCUUCCCCCCGGAGAGACAGAGCGAGCUGCACGGCGUCGGCAAACCACGCCUGGGCAAAGCCGGGAAACGGGAAAGCUCCCAGACCAGGGCUCAACUCCACCCAGUCACGCAGGAUGUUCUGCCCUACAGUCGUCCGACCUUCCCCUCCGCCCAGAGCCCGCGAGACCCCAGCUCCUCCAGCUCGCUGUCCUCACGGGGGUCCGGGGGCAGGCGGAGGGGGGAGCCGGGAGUGCCGGGGGGCAGCGGGGCAGUGAGGCGCACCCCGGGGGAGCCGGCCCUGCAGGCGAUAGGAACAUACGAGUGUGAGGAGGAUCCGGAGGAAUUUGGGAGCUGAGGAUUUGCCUCGAUGUCAGCGGUGAUCGAGAGCCUUUUGGGACAGCGUGGAAGGGAGUGAGAGAGGGGGAGAAAGAGAGAGAGAGAGACGUCUCACCCUCCCCGGAUGCCUGGAAAGGAUUGGGUACCACAGUUUGGUGCAAUGAGUAAAAAUUACAAAAAAUGACGCUUUCUUUUUCGUUACACAUUGAACAAUCGUGUGUGGUUCUUUUCUAAACAAAAAUAAUUUUUG